GGUUUUCUCGACAAGCAUUACAUCGGCCGGCUCGAGCUCGACGGUUCUCCUGUCGAUUUCCGCCACCAUGGCCACCGAGUUUAUCGGCAAGCGGAUCAGCUUGAUUUCCAAGCGUCAAAUUCGCUAUGAGGGUAUUCUUACCGACAUCUUUAUGGAGGAUGCUACCAUGACGCUGUCGCAAGUCCGCUGUCAUGGUACUGAAGAUCGCCCGACGGACCGCCCGUCACCCGCGCGAACUGAAGUAUGGGAUAGCAUCCUAUUCAAGGGAGAUGAUAUCGACGACCUUGUCGUCCAUGAAGAUGCCCCGGCCGACCCGGCACCAGCUGCUGCAGUGACUCAGGCUGCUGCGCCCGCACCGCAAGCAUCCGAGGCGGCAGCGCCUGCUCAACCCACUGUGCCUCAGACCGUCUCGGCUCCUAGCCAGGCUCAGGGCUCGGCGGCACCCAUGCCCGCCAGUUUGCCCCACCCCCCCGCGCGCACCGAACAGCCGCCGGCCUUUAAUCCGACGGGAGUUCGUGGCGGUCGGAAUAUUCAGGGCGUCGUCGUGUCCUCCCAGGGAUAUGAUGCAGGUUACGGGGCACAGCAACAGCAAUAUCAGCACGCACAGCAGUCCCAGCAAGCAAAUCAGCCUCAGCAGCAGCAGCAACACCAGCCCUACCGACAGCCAUACCAAGAGCGCGGUCGUGGCCGAGGUGGUCGUGGUCGCGGCGGGCGUGGUCGCGGCGGUCGCGGCGGUGCUUACAAUGCACCCCACGCGCAUGUUCCCGAGCUGACGGAAGAGCACAUUCGUGAGGAGUUUGACAUUGAGGCCAACAACAGUCGCUUUGAGCACGACGUGGCUGAGGAACUGGGUGAUCUCAGUCUCAACCGUACGUACUGCCCUGACUUGACUUUUCAUUCCCUCUCAAAGCAUUUGUGGGGAAGCAAGAAUGUGUGUGUGUGUGUGUGUGUGUGUGUGUGUGUGUGUGUGUGUGUGUGUGUGUGUGUGUGUGCGCUUGACUCACGCGUUUUUGACGACUCGCUGAACGACUUGCCCAAACCAUGGCUUGGCGGUUCUGUGGCGUCCGACUGCAUCGGUGUAGCCUACAACAAGGAUGACUUUUUCGACAACUUGAGCCGAACGGAGGAGCAUGAUCGCUCAACUUAUCGCCAAGAGCGCGAGCUGAACGGCGAAACCUUUGGUGCAGAGGGCUAUCGCUUCCGGUCGGGUGGUCGCGGUCGUGGUCGCGGUCGUGGUCGCGGUCGCGGUCGUGGUCGUGGUCGUGGCAACGGUCGUGGCAACGGUCGUGGACGUGGUCGGAAUUAUGCGCGCGAUGGCCAACAAGCUUCGGCUCCUCAGGGCGAUCAGAGCUCAUCAGAACUCUGGGUCGGGGUUUUCGUGGUCGCUGGGUGUGCUGGUCGUCUCAAUGAUCUUGGUCCAAACGCCAAGCACCUGCUUGCGCUUGAUAAUCGAGUCAAGAGAGCCCCACAAAGUGUGUAUCAACCAGAAAGAAAGAGAAGGAAAACCUUUUGUAAGCACUGUGUGGAGAGAGAGAGAGAGAGAGAGAGAGAGAGAGAGAGAGAGAGAGAGACUUCAAGAGAGAGAGAGAGAGAGAGACUUCAAGAGAGAGAGAGAGAGAGAGAGAGAGAGAGAGAGAGAGCGAGAGACAGAGAGAGAGAGUCAUGCAGUUGCUCGUUUGUGUGGAUCGGCGGCAUGGCGGGUGACGGCCUCUGGCUGCUUUUGGCGUGCACCGCGCUGCUCAUGGCUAGCGCCGGUGGUCAGGCCAUGGAGGCGUCGGUGUCGGCCCCCACGGGCUGCACAGGGUACGUCCAGGAGCUCAACCGGCUCUUGGGUAACUGCGUGUUUCCCAAUGGGACCGAGGCCCUGGACUUUGUCUGCGAGUGCGUGGAUGCUGCCAAGCACCGCGAUCAGAGUCGAAUUGAGGUCGAGCUCGAGCCGACCAAGACGGCAAGCGACACCUAUGCUUAUUUUGUCAACGUGCAAACCGACCUGCCCAGCAUCAAUGAGACCAAUCCGCGCCUCGCGGGCAGCCUCGUCAAUAGCACGGUUCUGAACACCACCCGCCUCGUGGCUGCCGUCACGAGCCUCUCGCAAGCCGUGUCGGUGGACCUGGAUUUGGGGAUCAAUGCUUCAAACCCCCAUGGCCUUACUUCGGGCGUAGUCCAGAUCAUGCCCUGCCACAUUUUGGUGCUCUUGACGAGUCAAGGCAAUACCCCCGACUACACCUCGCCCAAUGUCACCAUCCCCGUGACCAUGCUGCUUCCUGAUGCCAUGAGCGUCAAUCUGCGCAGCCCCAUCGUGGCUGACGUGUACGGAAAAUCCUUUUCUGAAACCGAGUUUCGACGCGUAGCGACGGGUUCCCCCUUGCCCUACACCAACGCCGAUAUGCUGCCUCUGACCCUGCCCCGUCAAUGCGAGGGCUACCAGAUUAAGACACGCCUGAGGAUGGCUGGCAGCGACCUCACCUGUCCGACCGAGUCCAGCGUCGCAUUGGCCUUUGCGCGAUACCCUCCACCCCCGGUCAAUCUUACCUCUGCCUCCUUUCAAGGCACUAACAUCUCGCUGAACUGGGUGCCGCCGGUCCACGAUGGUGGCUGCGCGCUGGCGUCCUUCACCGUUGUUUUGACCGACUCUAGUGGUACCGUCGUGCUGAACACGAGUGUGGAUGCCUCCAACUCUACUCUGGAGCAGCUUUAUCUCGACGGAUCAGGCAUGGACACGGCUACAUUGCGUAGCCUGCAGGUUUGCGUCUCGGCCUGGUCUGCGGCCGGCGCGAGCGAUCAAGCCUGUACUUGGUUGGACGAGCACCAUGGUCCAAAGAAGCACUUUGUGCUGAGCGCCAACGCCAAGCUGGGUCUCUUAGUGGCUGGCGUUGUCGUUCUUGUAGUUGCGGCCGCCAUUUUUGUCCAGGUGUCGUGCCGCAAGAAAAAGGCAUACACUCGUCUCCAGUAA
Monosiga brevicollis MX1 is the source of this 2953-nucleotide messenger RNA. RefSeq lists its product as uncharacterized. Bases 68 to 2953 code for a protein of 961 amino acids. Gene Ontology annotation, biological process: P-body assembly; cytoplasmic stress granule assembly. Lineage: Eukaryota; Choanoflagellata; Craspedida; Salpingoecidae. The record is from RefSeq and is a predicted model, not a curated record. Gene Ontology annotation, cellular component: P-body. Gene Ontology annotation, molecular function: mRNA binding; protein binding. The transcript is spliced from 13 exons.